CACACACAACGCCCAUCAAGGCGAGGACUUGUAUUUGCAGUCUUCUGAUCCCUCGUGUACGGAACCUCGUCAUCUGUACUCUUCUCGUCCGUCAUCCCGAAAACUAGAGAGUUGGGGUAACCCGAAAGACGUCGUCUGCUCACGCCGACCACCGAACAAGCAACACCGCCAUGUGGAUCAUUAACUGGUUCUACGACAUCCUGUCGUCGCUCGGCUUGGUCAACAAGCAUGCCAAGCUGCUGUUCCUGGGUCUCGACAAUGCCGGAAAGACGACGCUGCUGCACAUGUUGAAGAACGACCGUGUUGCGAUCCUGCAGCCGACGCUGCAUCCCACCUCCGAAGAGCUUUCGAUUGGCAAUGUGAGGUUUACGACCUUUGACUUGGGAGGCCAUCAGCAAGCCCGCCGCCUUUGGAAAGACUACUUCCCCGAAGUCAACGGCGUCGUGUUCCUCGUCGACGCCAAGGACCACGAGCGCUUCCCCGAGGCCAAGGCCGAGCUUGACGCGCUUUUGUCGAUGGAAGAGUUGGCCAAGGUGCCGUUCGUCAUCCUCGGCAACAAGAUCGACCACCCGGACGCCGUCUCCGAGGACGACCUCCGCCAUCAUCUCGGCCUGUACCAGACGACGGGCAAGGGCAAGGUGCCGCUCGAGGGCAUCCGGCCUAUCGAAGUGUUCAUGUGCUCGGUGGUGAUGAGGCAGGGGUAUGGCGACGGCAUCCGGUGGCUCUCUCAGUACGUGUAGACGGCCGGUGCUCGGGGCUUGGGGGCGUUAAUCCAGAGUGAUAUCUGUUGUGUGGAGAGUGUGGUGUGGCGCAGGAGCCGGGGGGGUUUUCGAGAAUUGGGGCCAUGGCCGUGGAAGUGGCCAAUGAUAAAUUCAGGCCUACUCGAGUGCAUCUCACUAUCGACGGGGCUGGCGUGGAAGUGGGUUCGUGCUGUUGCGCGGGCCGGUGUUGCUGUUGGGGAUGGAUACACUGUGUCCUUAUUAUUACAUCUAUUUGCUCUACCAAACACUAUAUGACUCGCCAACUAUGUCUCUCGUGUGAGU
Molecule: messenger RNA, 1043 nt
Organism: Thermothelomyces thermophilus ATCC 42464
Lineage: Eukaryota; Fungi; Ascomycota; Sordariomycetes; Sordariales; Chaetomiaceae
Exons: 4
Coding region: 171-740 (189 amino acids)
Biological process (GO): vesicle organization; endoplasmic reticulum to Golgi vesicle-mediated transport; membrane organization
Cellular component (GO): endoplasmic reticulum exit site; COPII vesicle coat
Molecular function (GO): GTPase activity; GTP binding
Source: RefSeq, a predicted model, not a curated record